Cyprinus carpio (common carp) is the source of this 1179-nucleotide messenger RNA. Its product is annotated as netrin-4-like. Gene Ontology annotation, molecular function: protein binding. Gene Ontology annotation, cellular component: laminin trimer. Gene Ontology annotation, biological process: substrate adhesion-dependent cell spreading; basement membrane assembly; cell migration. NCBI's taxonomy places the organism in Eukaryota, Metazoa, Chordata, Actinopteri, Cypriniformes, Cyprinidae. The record is from RefSeq and is a predicted model, not a curated record.
AUGCCUGAAAGAACACAGCUGAUGCUGGAGGAUGUGCAUGGUAAAUGUGUGUGUCGCCAUCACAGGGAUGGAGAUCAUUGUGAACGGUGUGAUCGCCUCUACAAUGACCGACCAUGGCAACCAGCUAACGGUUUAACUGGAGAAGCUCAUCAGUGUGUUAAGUGCAAGUGUAAUGGACACGCAGAAAGCUGUCACUUUGACAAAACCGUAUGGUUACGCUCGGGUCAGCGGAGUGGCGGCGUGUGUGACUGCCUUCACAACACCAGCGGCCACCACUGCCAACACUGCCAGAGCGGCCUCUACAGAGACCCAGAGAGGCCCUCGACUGCCCCGGAUUCCUGCAGACUUUGCAUGUGUAACCAUGCUGGUUCUGUAAAUGCUGGUUCCACAUAUUGUAACCCUGAUAAUGGAGACUGCGUCUGUAAGCCAGGGGUGGGUGGACCACACUGUGACCACUGCAUGCUGGGAUACUGGGGUUUCGAUGAAUAUGGUUGCAAGCCCUGCCAGUGUGCUGGAGACUGUGACCCUUACACUGGAGACUGUAUGUUUGGUAUUUUUAUAUAUAACCACGCACGUGUCUGCUUUGUGUGUGUGCAUUUCUUGUAUAGGUCUGAAUCAGAUCACAACAGCACAGCAGAAAAUCAUCUGUUUCGAACAGAAGAGCUUUUCUCCGCCUUUAGUCAUCCAGACAAAUGUUUAUGCAAACAGCAAGCUCUUGGAAGCAGCAAACUAUUCUGCAUUAUAAAAUAUGUUUAUGCAGUGAAGGUGAGAGUGUUGGGUGCUCAUGAUAAGGGCUCUCACGCAGAGGUGGAUGUUAAGGUUCUCAAGGUAUUGUGGGAUAAUUCGUGCCUCAGGCUCUCUCGUGGAAAUCGAACUCUUUAUCCCGAGUCUUGGACGUCACGAGGCUGCACCUGCUCUGUACUUUUCCCAGGAAUGGAAUAUCUUGUAGUUGGACACGAGGAUGUGAAAAAAGGUCGUCCUAUGGUUAAUAUGAAGAGUAUCGUGAAGCCAUGGAGGCCCAGCUUGAGCCGAAAAUUUCAUCAGCUUCUGAAAACCCAAUGUAGCUGAAAGACCUAGAGACACAGAGAUGUUUAAAAUACAUCUUUCAUGGCACACGUCAUCUUAGCCUUUGUUUUAUUGUGAUCAUGCUUCAUGUUCUGAAUCAUACUAAUGUUUAGA